AUGGAGGGUGGGAUUAGGGCGUUGCUGUGCCGGGGUGACUGGCAACUGACUAUGGGGCCGUUGCUGACUGCUUGUUUUGGUGCUGGCAAGUCAAGAUCUAUUGCAGCAGCGCCGAUUGGGUGGAGGGAAGGAGGGAGCGAGGGAGCGAGGGAGCGAGGGUGGGGAGAGGAGUGGGGGAUGCACAUCCACAUCCACAUCUUCUGCGGGACUCGAGCCACGGCUUUUUCUUUCCCCUGCAACGGGUCACAUGACGCCAUCGCUGCUAGACUCGGUGACCGGCCUUCGCGACAGACUGGAAGCUGUUUUUGCUACGAAGCAAGUCACCAUUCGAAACAGGUUUGCUUUGAGACCACUCAGCCUCCGAAUUGUUUCGUAGCAAAAAGGGCUUCCAGUUUGUCGCGAGGGCUGGUCACCGAGUCCAGUAGCAAUGGUGUAAGGAGACCAGUUACAGUGGAAAUAAAAAGCCGUGGUUCGAGUCCCGCUGAAGAGGUUUUGGUUGUACUGAGGUCAGGUGGAGCCCAGACUCGAGGCUUGAAAGACGAGGGAUCAUUUGAGACGAUCUCCGGCCUUCUACACGACCUCUUCUUUCCUUUGUCCUGCAUGUCGACACUGACACAUUCUGCAGUUGCCCACUCUCUCUCUCUCUCUCCCUCGGCCUACAUGAACCGACCGUCCUACUUUGCGUCUUGCAGAGGCGGAGAGGUUGAGUAG
Protopolystoma xenopodis is the source of this 711-nucleotide messenger RNA. The record is from the annotation of a GenBank genome assembly. NCBI's taxonomy places the organism in Eukaryota, Metazoa, Platyhelminthes, Monogenea, Polystomatidea, Polystomatidae.